AUGCCGAGCAUGGUGGACCUCGAUGCGCCCGACGAGCGCUUCCCCAAGUGGCGCCAGGCUCGUGGCUGCAUGGUGGAGUUGGCGCCCGGGGAGGCCCUGUACAUCCCGCCGUACUGGUGGCACCACGUGCAGUCCCUCACAGCGGAGACCACCUCGAUGGCGAUGUGGUUCUUUGAGCACUUCCCGUUGAGCUCUGGCGUGUGCUUUGGUGUUGGCCCGCAAGCAGCAGACAUCGUGCUGAUGCGAGAUGUGGAGGAGUUCCUGGGCAAACACUUCCCAGAUGCGCCCGGGGAGGAAGACUCCACCAAAGCAAGGCCGGUGAAGGCCGCCCAAGUCGCCGGCUUCGUGCGGUGGCUGCUGCCACGCCUGCGCCUGGAAGCGUCGAUGCCGGAGGCGCCAGAGGGCAUGCUUCUGGCGGAGGCGGAGGCACUUGAGGCGAAGGUGCUGAAGCUCGCGGAGGGCAGGCGUGAGAAGCUGCUGGCUCUUCUGGAGCGCCGGUUCUGA
Messenger RNA from Effrenium voratum, 504 nucleotides. The record is from the annotation of a GenBank genome assembly. NCBI's taxonomy places the organism in Eukaryota, Dinophyceae, Suessiales, Symbiodiniaceae.